AUAACCUACGAUCAAAAGAAAUCUUUUAAAAUAACUACAAGAAAAAAGUGAUUUUAUUAUAUACACAUAAAAAAAAUUAAUUCAUAUGAUUAUUUACCAAUAUGUUGAUAGAAGAUUUAAAAGUGGGAUGUUUUCAAAUAGCAUUAUUAUUUCUUCUUGGGAUAAAUUACAUGAUAGUUGCCAUGAGUCAUAAUUUAUCAGUUUACCAUAACUAUACACCAAAAUUUUAUUGUGAGUCAUCAGAUGGGGUAAAUAAAACCUAUGGUUGUGUUUCAAAUCCAUCCAAUAAUCUGAAUUCAAAUUCAUCGAUGAUGAUUAAUAAUCAAGUUUUAACAUUUUGUACGAGUGAAUACAUAUUUUCAACGGAAUAUGGUGAAAGAAGUACUGUGACUGAUUGGGGGUUAAUAUGUGAAAGAAGUUACUUGAAAGAUCUCAGUGUAACUAUUUAUUACGUGGGUGUAUUGAUUGGUGCAUGGAUCGCAGGAAUUUUAACAGAUCGGAUUGGACGACUUCCGGUUCUUGCACUUUGUUUAUAUACUCAGGGAACAAUGGCUGUAGCUACUUAUAUUGUUCAGAGUUAUCCAGUCUUCCUUGCACUUCGAGGUCUUCAAGGAGUUUUUGCUCAGGGAUUACAAAGUUCCACGUAUAUUUUGGUUCUUGAAUUAUUUCCCGCAAAGUUUCGAACAUUAGUGUCCUCAGUAAUGGGUGUUGCGUGGGUUUUAGGAUUAUUAUUACUAGCAAUUCUCAGCUAUAUCAUUCCAGAUUGGAGGAUACUUCAACUAGGAGUUUCUGUUCCAACUGCAACUACAGUUCUUUAUAUAUGGAUAAUUCCUGAUUCACCAAGAUGGUUGAUAGCAAAAGGAAAAACAACUGAAGCUGAUAUAUCUUUGGAAAAAAUUGGAAAUUACAAUAAUUGUUGUUGUGGAAAUAAAUCCAGAAGAGAAUUAGUUGCUGAGAAUAGUGAAAAUGCUACUCCCAUUAAAUUGGAAAGAAAGUCUCAGAUUUUUAGUAACGACGAAAAAGAUCCAACUGAAAGUGAAGCUGUGAAUUUGUUGACACCAACUACUUCUUCGAAUCGCAGUUCAAGACGUGUAAGUUUAAAAGUUAUAUCACAAAAUUUAGAAAAAAGAUUAUCAAACCCUACAUCAGAAACACUUAUUGAAACAUCUGAUGUAAAAUUAGAUAAAGUUGAAGAACCUUUAAAAAGAAUAAGCCAUUGUGGUUCUGAUGUUAUUUCUCCGAAUGAAGAAAAUCAAGAAGAACAAAUUGCUCGUGUUGAAUAUCAAAUUAUAGAUAAUAACUUAAUAUCAGAUGAGAAGAUUGAAAGUACCGAAGUAAAGAACGAAGAGAAAGCAGAAACGAAAGAAGUUUCUAAUUCGAAAAUUAGUAAUAAAUGUUGCUCAUCGGACAAUAAACUUUUUAUAAAAUAUGGAAUGAUUAUAUCAUGCCAAUGGUUAUCAGUGUCUGUGAUGAAUUCUUUAAUAAUACGUUUCCUGCCUAAUGUAGUGGAAAAUAGACACAUAAAUUUUGUAAUAGGCGGUAUUCUAGAGCUUACAAUUUAUGUGGUAAUUUAUUUUAUUUUGUCAAGACACGGAAGACGUUUACCAAUGGGUGUUUGUCAAACGCUGAAUAGCGUGAUUUGCAUCGUGAUAGCUGGGCUGGUAUUCCUACCACGCGUAACGGCAUUUUGGAUUGGUUCGAUGAAAAUAAUUUUGCUCUUGUUAGGUAAACUAACAGCUGUGAGUACGUUUGCAAUAAUUUAUCUAUAUACCAUUGAAUUAUUUCCAACCGUAGUACGAGCUACUAGCUUGGGAUUGUGUGUGAUUGUUAGUACUAUUGGCAGUAUAAGUACACCAUACAUUUUGCUAUUGGCAAAUAAUGCAUCAACAGGUCUAUUUAUUUUUGCUGGAUUAUUGUGUCUUACAUCAAGCUUGCUCUGUAUUGCUCUACCAGAAACUCUUGGUAAUUAUUUACCUGAUAAUUUUCAGGACAUGAGAAAUUUAGGAAAAGUUGAAUUGAUUAAAUCCAAUAAUAUGGAUGAUGGAGCAUCUGAGAGAGAAAUUUUGAGAGAAAAACUUUUCUCAGAAACAUGGGUUGAUGCUGGCAAUGGCAUAAUCGUUAAUUUUAAUGAAAAUAAAAUCUAAAGAUUUUUUACUCUACUUUUUUUUAUAUAAUUUUAUCUUGAAUUGCCAGAGUUCAUCAUAUUUUCACUGCAUAGUUUUUAUCAGUGAUAAAAUAUCAAAAAUUUAUAGCCAUAAAACUUGUAACUGAUCAUUUAUGAUCUUCAAAUAGUAUUAAAAUAUCAAGAAAAGGCCGUGCUGUUAGAAAAAGUAACGAUAAGAACUAGAAUUGUAGGAUUUAUACUUAAAAAUAGUUAUUUUGUAUAUAUUCGUAAUUUUCUUAUGUAAUAUUAAGACUUAGGCAACCAAAGUACUUAAUUAGAAUAGUUAUAUAUUUUUUAAGUAAUAUUAAUUAAUGUUUGUACCUAAGUAAGCAUUAAGUUAUUCAGAAUUAAUUUAUUUUUUAUUAAUUUUUAAGGAGUAAUUUUAAUAUAGAUUUUUUUAUGUACAGUAAAACAAUUAGACUUGUUGAAAAAAUGAUUAAUAGUCUAAUAAACAGCAAAUAUUAUUCAGUAAAUCGAAUGGUUCCUAUUACAUCUUAAAAAAUAUUGAAAUUUAAAAGCAAACUGUUUCCGUACCUCUUAAGGAACUUUAGGUUGUACAAUUCCAUUAUUUUGUGGAUUAGUAUGCUGUGACGUUUGCUCG
Messenger RNA from Chelonus insularis, 2765 nucleotides. RefSeq names its product organic cation transporter protein-like. The transcript has 8 exons. Gene Ontology annotation, biological process: transmembrane transport. NCBI's taxonomy places the organism in Eukaryota, Metazoa, Arthropoda, Insecta, Hymenoptera, Braconidae. The coding region runs from base 102 to 2144 and encodes 680 amino acids. Gene Ontology annotation, cellular component: membrane. Gene Ontology annotation, molecular function: transmembrane transporter activity. The record is from RefSeq and is a predicted model, not a curated record.